Messenger RNA from Cricetulus griseus (Chinese hamster), 1360 nucleotides. The record is from RefSeq and is a predicted model, not a curated record. Lineage: Eukaryota; Metazoa; Chordata; Mammalia; Rodentia; Cricetidae.
CUGCCACACCUCUGGAUGAGGGUGUGUCACCAUGGAGACCUGCCGCUGCCAUUGGCUGGCGCCUGGGGCUGGGGCUAUAAAGCCGGGCCCAGAGAGCAGUGCACUAACAGUGUUGACCAGACUCAGACGGUGUCGCCCGCGGAGCGGAAAGGGCAGGAUUUCAGCGCGGCCGUCGGUGACACCAUGGAGAAAAACGAAUUCACGUAUGAAGAUUACCAGAGCACCGCUGAGUGGCUUCUGUCUCACACUGAGCAUCGACCUCAAGUGGCAGUGAUCUGUGGUUCUGGGUUAGGAGGUCUGACUGCUAAAUUAACUCAGGCCCAGAUCUUUGAGUACAGUGACAUACCCAACUUUCCCCAAAGCACAGUGCAAGGCCAUGCUGGUAAACUGGUGUUUGGAUUCCUGAAUGGCAGAGCCUGUGUGAUGAUGCAGGGCAGGUUCCACACAUAUGAAGGAUACUCACUAUCAAAGGUGACAUUCCCAGUGAGGGUUUUCCGUCUUCUGGGUGUGGACACUUUGGUAGUCACCAAUGCAGCUGGAGGGCUCAACCCCAACUUUGAAGUUGGAGACAUCAUGCUGAUCCGUGAUCACAUCAACCUACCUGGUUUCUCUGGUCAAAACCCUCUCCGAGGCCCCAACGAGGAAAGGUUUGGAGUUCGCUUCCCUGCCAUGUCUGAUGCUUAUGACCGGAAUAUGAGACAGAAGGCUUUGACUGCCUGGAAACAAAUGGGGGAGCAACGGGAAUUACAGGAAGGCACCUAUGUGAUGCUGGCAGGACCCAACUUUGAGACUGUGGCAGAGAGCCGCCUGCUAAGGAUGCUGGGAGCAGAUGCUGUUGGCAUGAGCACGGUCCCAGAAGUUAUCGUUGCACGACACUGUGGGCUUCGAGUCUUUGGUUUCUCACUCAUUACUAACAAGGUUGUCAUGGAUUAUGCAAACCUGGAGAAGGCCAAUCACCAGGAAGUCUUAGAAGCCGGAAAAGCAGCUGCACAGAAACUGGAACAGUUUGUUUCCAUUCUCAUGGAGAGCAUUCCACCUCGGGAGCACUAGUCUCUGCUCUUAGAUGGUAACAGAAAGGGAAGAGGAGGAUCCCUUCCCUUCACCUCUCCCAAUGUUCUUCCACCAUUCUGAUGUCUGUCCCUCUUGCUCAGUUGCCUUCACAAAACAGUUUAACUUUCACUCCUUUGGAAGAGCACAGUUGGGCCUUUUGCCUUCAAACAGUACCUUCUAGAUCUGGGAGAUCACACACAUGUUCCUCUGGGCUCAGCCUGGCUUCCCUAAAGAACUAGAGACCAAAGACCAACCCAAUACCUCUUUUAUUUAGUACCACAAUAUUUGGAGAAUAAAGAGACCAAAUGCA